UUUGUGUACAUUCUGAGGUCCAAAGUCGAAAGCAGUAAGCCUCCAUCUGUCACAUGGAAGUAACAUAUAUGCGUUCAACAUUACGUGGUUCAGCUGACAUCUGUUCACUAAGGAAAUGAAAGGAAUACACACGGAAACAGGAAUAUAGAAAAAGGAGGCGAACGUGAUACAAACAUGAGUGUGACGUCGGUCUGAAUUAUUGGCGAAAUAUCAAAACAACGCUUUGUGUUAUGCGCACUCACAUGGCUCGUGAUAUUAUACAUUGUAGAUCAUUCAUCUCAGCUCUAUAGAAACCGAGUGUGUAUCCUAUAUAUUCUCAGUUGUAAACUUGACUCUCACAUUAAACAAAAUGGAUUUAUAUGGAUGGAUGAUGGUGCUUUUCACUACUCUGGCUUCAGUGACAUUUAUUGGAGCAAGUGACCACAAAUGUACCUUUAUAAAGGCCAAGACUAUGACAAAGUUUGAGCAGGUGUACAAACCCUGUAAGCUGUCGUACCGAGCUCGCUGUACCUGGUUCAGUCUAGACUACUGUACCUUUUAUCAUGAACAAUACUGUAAUAAAAACUACAAUACUUCAGAGAUUGUAUAUGUGAAGGUGAUCGAGUGUUGUAAAACUUAUGUUCUGGCCCCAAAUGGUACAUGUGUUGUCAAGACACAAGUUGAAAAUGACGAUUGGUAUAUCAGAAAACAAAACUCCACCACCACUACAGAAAUUCCUGUGCACAUUAAUCCCAUUGACACCGGACCUGGGAAGAAUCCGGUAAAAGGUCACUCUGGCGAUGGUGACUCUGUUGAUCCCAGCAAAGUGACAAAAGUAAAGAACAAGGAUAACAGCAUGACACUUUCCCAUGGAGCUUAUGCUGGAAUAGGAUGUGCAUUACUGUUUCUGGGUAUCAUUGCUGUACUCGUAUUUAUAGGAGUAAGGAAAAGACGAAGAAGAUAUGCUGCAAGAAAAUCCAGUGAACAGAGAGUUCCAAUUCAUUCGGCUUCAGAGGAUAAUCUGGAGACGUAACCAAAAAAACAUGUUCGAUUUACUGGUUAUGAUACUGGUCAGAACAGAUCCUGUAUUGUGGCCUUAUUGGCAAGAUUACGCUAUCAGCCUUCUGAACUAUAGCAAGCAACCUGAUCAGAUAUGGUUUAACAGCAAAUGACUGAAUUUAACCUGUACUGAAAAACCCAUUAACCUUCAGUAUUAAGCCCGCCCCACUGCGAAUUGUUGAAUUCAUCCUAUAUCCUACUGUAAUCUGUAAUGUUUUCGCCUUGCUUGGAGGAUGAAAAUAAUGCAGUUUACUUUUCUAUUCAAAUUUGGGUUAUAGACCUCUAAUGCCCAUUUCACCCAAACACGGUCUAUACCCAGCUUAGAGCCUAAAAUAUUAAACAGGUGUAAAGAAAACAUUGAUAAAGUGGUCUGAAGUUUAACCUAACAUGAAGUGGGACACGGUCCAUACUGAACCCGAGAUCCCAUAAUAAUCCCAGGUCUGAACAUGACUUCAAUUUAGUGUGGACCGCGUCUAUACCCAACUUAUAAGACGCCAUGCUAUUUCAAUU
Mizuhopecten yessoensis (Yesso scallop) is the source of this 1548-nucleotide messenger RNA. RefSeq lists its product as uncharacterized. Bases 350 to 1012 code for a protein of 220 amino acids. The record is from RefSeq and is a predicted model, not a curated record. NCBI's taxonomy places the organism in Eukaryota, Metazoa, Mollusca, Bivalvia, Pectinida, Pectinidae. The transcript has 6 exons.